Fonsecaea multimorphosa CBS 102226 is the source of this 1785-nucleotide messenger RNA. RefSeq lists its product as uncharacterized. Gene Ontology annotation, molecular function: amino acid transmembrane transporter activity. Gene Ontology annotation, cellular component: vacuolar membrane. Gene Ontology annotation, biological process: amino acid transmembrane transport. Bases 1 to 1785 code for a protein of 594 amino acids. The transcript has a single exon. The record is from RefSeq and is a predicted model, not a curated record. Lineage: Eukaryota; Fungi; Ascomycota; Eurotiomycetes; Chaetothyriales; Herpotrichiellaceae.
AUGCCGACAAGUGAAGCUGGCACCGGUGUCCACGAACGACUCUGGGGUCUAAGAGCACGUACACUUCCUGGUGUCACACUAGAGGAGUAUGCCUUCUGGGCAAAAAUCGAGCGUGAGAUGGAGGAGGCAGAGUAUAAGCGGUACCUCGCUGCAACCAAAAACCAAAACUUCCUGGGUGGUAUCAAAGCCUACUUCAGCCUCAAAGGGGUCAACGUUGCAAGGGCUAUCGAAGCCGUAUCGGACACACCACUCGCCCUGCCUGAUGUCACUGCGAACGAAAAGCCAGCCAAUGUUGUCGCUACUACUGAGGGCGCUGACGGUGCCAGAUUGAGCUCCGUUUCUCCCACUCACGACUACGACGCAGAAUGGCGACGAGCUGCUCGUGCCCUCCGCACCUCUGGCUGGAUGACUGUUUUUUACUUGAUCACCACCGACAUUCUUGGCUGGAGUCAAACACCUUACGCGUUCGCUAGUGCUGGAUAUGGCGUGGCGGCAAGUUCGUUCAUUGUCUUCGGAAUCGCGGCCAGUGCUUCUGGUUUCAUGAUCUGGAGAACGUUCAUAGGCCUUGACUCUUCACGGUACCCUAUCUUGAGCUUCGGCGACCCCUUCUUGAGGCUCUUCGGCCCAAAGACGCGAACCUUUAUCAAUAUACUGCAGGCUUUUCAGAUAUUCUGCACUGUAGCGGUCAUCUUGAUAAGCAAUUCCCAAAAGCUCUCACAGCUCGUCCACGCCAAAAUCUGCUAUAUCGCCAUCGUUACUAUCGUCGCAGUCAUCGCUAUGCUUUCGGGCUGGCUUCUAGCUCUCAGGCACCUUGGCUGGCUGUGCAACUUUGCAGUAUGGAUCAACGUUGUCAGCUUUAUCGUCAUUAUGGUUGCAGCUGCAAUCCAUGGGCCGGACACAACUGUCGCCAUCCAGACGACACUUAUCAAGAAGAGCGAGCCAGUCAAGACCUUCGUCGGCGUUCCGUCCCCCCAAUACCAGCAACAAACUACAAACAUGUUCGCAGCAGUCCUCAACGGGAUCGACACUAUCGCGUACGCCUAUUAUGGAGCUCUUCUCUUUAUUGCCUUUAUGGCGGAGAUGCGCCGACCUAUGGACUUUUGGAAAGCUAUGCUCCUGGCCCAGGUAUUUAUCUGCUUAAUAUAUCUUUUGUUCGGCGCCUUUGUUUACCACUUUCUUGGUCAAUACUCUAUCCCGAGUAUUACGCAGGUUAUUGGUCCAUACGCUUUACAGGUGCUAUGCAACAUUCUUUCUCUUAUCAUUGGCUUUCUGGCUAUAUUUCUCUACUUCAACGUUGGCUUGAAAACCGUAUACCUUGAGGUAGGACAGGAAGUCUUGGGCUUGCCAGCGAUGACCGAGACGAAAGGCUAUAUCCUCUGGCUCGCCCUGGGUCCUGUUUACUGGAUUCUUGCAAUGGUGGUUGCGGUGUCGGUCCCCAGCUUCGCUGGCCUUACCAACCUGAUCAGUGGUUUACUUAUCGUCAACUUCACGUACAGUAUACCGGCCAUUAUGUACGUGGCAUACAUCAUUCAGAAGUACUCGGAGUUGCCAGGCGAGGGCUUUGACCCGCACACUGGGGUCACCACUCGUUAUGACGUUGGCUGGAAGCGACAUAUACGUGGACUCAGGAGAAGUUGGUAUAUCAGCAUUCCAAUAACCCUCUUUGCGUGCGGUGGUCUUGCUUGCUCUGCUUUGGGCUCUUGGUCGGCGGUCGAAUCCCUGAUCGAGAUCUUUGGGCCUGGUGGUACUAUUCAGACAUCUUGGGGAUGCACUCCUGUCGGUUAA